AUGGCUUCCAACGAUAUGCGGGGUUGGGUCAUGAGCGGCGUCUCAGGCGUCGCUUGUGUCCUUGGAUCGGCGGUCAUUUGCGUCGACUUGGUGAUGCGGCGGCUCACUCACCACAAGAGCUUCCAAAUUGCCAACAGCAAUAAUUUCCUGUCGGCCUCAUUAUGUCUCAGUGCUGGUGUCAUGCUAUUCACCUCUUUGUAUAGCAUGCUCCCCACCUCCAAAGACUACCUCACGCGCGCCGGCUUCUCCCCGUCUGCCUCGGCCUAUAUUUUGAUCGGUCUCUUCCUCGGAGGUGUGAUUAUCAUCCAAUUUCUCUCCGGUUUCAUUCAUCGCUUCAUCCCGUCGCAUGUGGUGGAUUGUGCGCAUAGUCACGGUGGCGCGGAAAUUGAUCCCGAGCGCGGCGAAACCCAUCCUGCCGGAGGCGACCACCAUGACCACCACACCCACCACCAUAAUGCGAAUGGAAACACCGAGCGGACGCCCCUCUUGCGACCCUCCAAUAGGGGUCACUCAUUCAAAUCCACUCCGGCAGUCUUACAGCGCACCCCGGUGGGCUCGCACUCUGUAAAGCGGGAAUCGCUACAGACAAUGCUCACCCGGCGAAUCACGGCGUUGGUGGGCGGUGUGAAGCCCCUUUGUGAUGAGAAUGGACCAUGCUACGGCUUUUCCCAGACUUGUGGGCGUGAAUGCACCAAGGUAUUUCCUCCGGAGUCAUGCCCGCCGCCCGCAGGUGCGAACGAAGUCACGCGUGCCUCGCUGGUGCCACAGCACCGAAGCAUCAGUGUACAGCUAGAGCCGGAAUGUGCCAAUGGGGCUGAAUCGACCUCCGAACAAUUUAUAACUACCUCUGAUACCGGGUAUUACGACGCGAUUGCUUCUCAGCACCCGCUCCAUCAUACCGCCAGCUCCUGCUCCUCGUCUCCGCCGCAAAAACCUCAGUCUGAACAUACCAUCCAUGUCGAUGUAGACGCUCAUCAUGACCAUCACCACUCCGAUACGCAUGAUCACGCUGACCCAGAUUUGGCCAAGAUUGCUGGUGACAGUACACACCAUCAUCACGUUCCGCAAAAUGCUUUCUUGUCCAUUGGUCUGCAGACCGUCGUCGCGAUUGCUCUGCACAAACUUCCCGAGGGUUUCAUCACAUACGCCACAAACCACGCCAGUCCGACCCUCGGUCUUACAGUAUUCUUGGCUCUGUUUAUUCACAAUAUCGUGGAGGGUUUUGCUAUGGCUCUACCACUAUACCUUGCCUUAAACUCUCGCUGGAAAGCCAUAUUUUGGUCCAGUCUGCUCGGCGGUAUUAGCCAGCCCGCCGGCGCCGGUCUCGCCGCCCUGUGGAUUUGGGGAGCAGGACGCAGCAGCCAUGACGCACAUGGCCCAUCUUGGGGUGUUUAUGGCGGAAUGUUUGCUGCUACCGCCGGCGUCAUGACAUCUGUCGCUCUAUCACUUUUCAGCGAGGGCUUAGGCUUGACACAUCACCGAAGCAUGGCUAUUGGAUUUGCUGUCGCUGGAAUGGGACUCAUGGGCGUCAGCUUUGCCUUGACAGCCUAA
Messenger RNA from Penicillium cosmopolitanum, 1551 nucleotides. Its product is annotated as Zn(2+) transporter ZRT3. Gene Ontology annotation, biological process: zinc ion transmembrane transport. The record is from RefSeq and is a predicted model, not a curated record. Bases 1 to 1551 code for a protein of 516 amino acids. Gene Ontology annotation, molecular function: zinc ion transmembrane transporter activity. Lineage: Eukaryota; Fungi; Ascomycota; Eurotiomycetes; Eurotiales; Aspergillaceae. Gene Ontology annotation, cellular component: membrane. The transcript is spliced from 3 exons.